Molecule: messenger RNA, 630 nt
Organism: Trametes versicolor FP-101664 SS1
Lineage: Eukaryota; Fungi; Basidiomycota; Agaricomycetes; Polyporales; Polyporaceae
Product: 60S ribosomal protein L18
Exons: 6
Coding region: 1-630 (209 amino acids)
Biological process (GO): translation
Cellular component (GO): cytosolic large ribosomal subunit; ribosome
Molecular function (GO): structural constituent of ribosome; RNA binding
Source: RefSeq, a predicted model, not a curated record
AUGGUGGUUGAACUUAGCAAGCGGUUUGUGCUUGUUUGGCCGAAGCGCGACAAGCAUUUCGGAAGCAAGAUGGGUAUCGACAUCGCAAAGCACCACGUCAAGAAGGGCAACCGUACCGCCCCCAAGAGCGAGGACCCGUACCUGCUCUUGCUGGUCAAGCUCUACCGUUUUCUCGCCCGGCGCACGGAUUCCCCGUUCAACAAGACGCUCCUCCACCGUCUCUUCCUCUCCAAGACGAACCGUCCCCCCCUUUCCCUCUCUCGCAUCGUUAAGGAGACUGAGAGCGCGCCCGACCGGGAUGCCAAGAUCAUCGUCACUGUCGGCACCGUGACGGAUGAUGUCCGUCUUCUGGAAGUCCCGAAGCUCUCCAUCGCCGCCCUGCGGUUCACCCAAGCGGCCAAGGAGCGCAUCCUCAAGGCCGGUGGUGAGGUCUUGACCCUCGACCAGCUCGCUCUCCGCGCGCCUACCGGGUCGAACACCAUCCUGCUCCGCGGCAAGAGGAACUCUCGUGAGGCCGUUAAGCAUUUCGGCAUGGGUCCCCACAAGCACAAGAAGCCCCACACCCUAUCCAAGGGUCGCAAGUUCGAGCGUGGUCGUGGCCGGAGAAAAUCCCGCGGCUUCAAGGUAUAA